AAAAACGCCGGAAAGGAAAUAGCGAAAAGAAACUGGCGGUUAAUGGGUUUGUGUAGUGUCCCUAUAUAUAAACUUAAUCAGAGGAGUUUGCCAUUUCCAUUAAAAUUCUAAAUCAAAUCAAAUCAUAAUGGCUCUAAUGGCCUCCAACCUUACCAGUGAGGUUGGGUUGCGUUUACUCCUUUGUCCUCUUGGAUCUAACGUUGUUCUUCGAACAGCAUGUUGCUCUGUUGGGAUUGCUGUACCAGUGUACUCUACAUUCAAGGCAAUUGAGAAUAAAGAUAAUGAUGAACAACAAAAGUGGCUUUUAUAUUGGGCAGCUUAUGGUUCUUUCAGCCUUGUUGAAGUUUUUUCAGAUAAGCUGGUUUCUUGGGUACCCAUGUACUAUCACCUGAAGUUUGCAUUUCUUGUCUGGCUUCAACUUCCAACUUGCAAUGGAGCUAAGCAGCUGUACAUGAACCACCUGCGUCCAUUCUUCUUGAGGCAUCAAGCCAGAAUUGAUCAAGUUUUGGGUCGUGCAUAUGGUGAAAUGGUCAAACUCUUUUGUGCCCACAAAGCAGAAUUCCAAUAUUUCAGAACCAUCUUCUUGAAGAUUAUAGGAUCAGCUGACCAUUUUUUGAAAGGAGGACCUGAACCCCAUAGACCACAACAAAAUGCAACCGAAGAUGUCCAAAGUGAAACAACAACAGUCUCGGCGAUAGAGUCUGAUCAUGAAGAUUAGUGCACUCUUCUGCUGAUGGACCUGUGUCGUUUUAAACGCCACUUUGCCGUAUGAGUAGUCUGGUUUUUGUACAUAGAAAUAUAUUAUAGCUCCUGCUUUUCGAUUGUUUUGAAAACAUAAUGAGGAUACUGGAAAUUUUCUAUUGAGAGUAAAAAACAUAUAAAAGAAGAGACAUAGUAACAUGAAAUUACAAUAUAUGUUUGAUUGC
Cannabis sativa is the source of this 926-nucleotide messenger RNA. Its product is annotated as HVA22-like protein k. Bases 128 to 718 code for a protein of 196 amino acids. Lineage: Eukaryota; Viridiplantae; Streptophyta; Magnoliopsida; Rosales; Cannabaceae. The record is from RefSeq and is a predicted model, not a curated record. The transcript has 8 exons.